Mastomys coucha (southern multimammate mouse) is the source of this 2919-nucleotide messenger RNA. It is a transcript of the gene Sparcl1, whose product is annotated as SPARC like 1. The transcript has 11 exons. Gene Ontology annotation, molecular function: calcium ion binding; extracellular matrix binding; protein binding. The record is from RefSeq and is a predicted model, not a curated record. NCBI's taxonomy places the organism in Eukaryota, Metazoa, Chordata, Mammalia, Rodentia, Muridae. The coding region runs from base 457 to 2352 and encodes 631 amino acids. Gene Ontology annotation, biological process: signal transduction; anatomical structure development.
CACUCUGGCCAAGUUAGGAGCCGAGGAGGAGGAGAGGCUAGGGGAGGGAUGUUCACUCACUCCAUGCAUGCUGCAGAAUUAGCUCUCUCCCUCUGGGUCUGCUCUGCCUGCAGAGCUCAGCAGCACGGAGGGAGCAAGAGAGUGAGAUCCUGGAAUCUGCAACGAAAACCGAAAACCGUGACAGCCUGAAACACCCUGUGGUGCCAACCUCCAAAUUCUCAUCUGUCACUUCAGACCCUGACUGGCUGACAGAACAGCAGAAUUGCAGCUCCCUCCAAUAAACUUGAAUGUGCUUCUAGGCAAAGAAGCCAAGCUAACGAGGGAGGGGGGUGGAAGAGCUCCUCUUGGGCACUUGUCAAACUUUUACCUCCUGGCUGUGUGCAAAGAGGGGACUCAACUUCAGCUUCAAGCUACCAAGGCUCUGGACCCAACCACCUCUCAGCAGAUCUAGCCAGCAUGAAGGCUGUGCAUCUCUUCCUGUACGCCUUGGGAACCGCUGCCGCAAUCCCGACGAGUACAAGGUUUUUCUCUGAUCAUUCCAACCCAACUACCACAACACUGGUGACACUGGAAGAUGCUACAGUCCGCGUUGGGGAUGAAGCUACAGCAGAUGUAGAAAACCACCCCAACAACAAGGCUGUAAAACCUUCAGCACUGAAUUCAGAAGAGGAAAUCCAUGAGCAGUCAACAGAGCAGGACAAAACCUACAGCUUCGAGGUGGACCUGAAGGAUGAGGAGGAUGGAGAUGGGGAUUUAAGUGUAGAUCCGACAGAAGAAACGCUGGAUCUACAAAAAGGUACAAGUGAGCCUCAACAGAAAAGGCUCCCGGAGAACGCCGAUUUCCCCUCUACAGUGCCCACUUCCUUUGUGGAUCCUAACCGACAAGCAAAUGUUACAAAGGGAGAGGAGAGUCAGGAGCAACCUGUAAGUGACUCACACCAGCAACAGAAUGAGAACCACAAGCAGACCCAAGACUUAAUGGCUGAAGAAAGCCAGACACAAGAUCCAGGCAUUCCCAAUGAAGAAGAGGAAGAAGAGCCAGAAGAGAUUGGUGCCCCCAGUGAUGACCAAGAGGAGGAAAAAGAACUUCCCGAGGAGCAGCCUCCCAGCAAGUGGGAAGGAAACAGAGACCAAUCUGAUGGCACCUUAGAAGAGUCCAGUCAGCCAACUCAGAUAAGCAAGACACAGAAGAAUCAAUCUGAGCACGGAAACCAAGGGCAGGAGGGUGACUCUAAUGCAGAAGGGGAGGACAAGGCGGCAGGCAACAAGGAACACAUUCCGCAUACAGAGUGGCAGGGCCAAGAAGGGAAAGUUGACCUUGAAGCUAUUGGUAACCAGAAGGACACAGAUGAAAAGGCCGUUUCCACAGAACCUACUGAUGCUGCCAUGAGGAAUCAUGGAGCCAGUGAAAACGGGGGCAGUGAUGGCUCUAAGCAGGGUGCAGGCGAUGACUACUUCAUCCCCAGCCAGGAAUUCCUAGAGGCUGACAGAAUGCAUUCCCUCUCCUAUUACCUCAAAUACGGUGAGGAGACGACCAGCGAGAGUGAGAACCGAAGUGAGGCUGGAGACAACCAAGGGGCCAAGAAAGCUGAGAGCACACCAAAUGCUGAACCUUCAGAUGAGGGCAACUCAAGGGGGCACAGUGCUGAUUCUUGCACGAACUUCCAGUGUAAAAGGGGACACACUUGUAAAACUGAUCCACAAGGAAAACCCCACUGUGUUUGCCAAGAUCCAGAGACUUGUCCCCCUGCAAAAAUCCUUGAUCAAGCUUGUGGCACUGACAACCAGACCUACGCCAGCUCCUGUCACCUGUUUGCUGCCAAGUGCAGGCUGGAAGGGACCAAAAAGGGACACCAAUUGCAGUUGGAUUAUUUUGGAGCUUGCAAAUCUAUUCCUGCUUGUACGGACUUCGAAGUGGCUCAGUUUCCCCUGCGGAUGAGAGACUGGCUCAAAAAUAUCCUCAUGCAGCUUUAUGAGCCGAAUCCCAAACAUGGUGGCCAUCUAAAUGAGAAGCAAAGAAGUAAAGUCAAGAAAAUUUACCUGGAUGAGAAGAGACUCUUGGCUGGAGACCAUCCCAUUGAACUUCUCUUGAGGGACUUUAAGAAAAACUACCAUAUGUAUGUGUAUCCUGUGCACUGGCAGUUUAAUGAACUGGAUCAGCAUCCUGCAGACAGGAUCUUGACACAUUCUGAACUUGCUCCUCUGCGAGCUUCCCUGGUGCCCAUGGAACACUGCAUAACGCGCUUCUUUGAGGAGUGUGACCCCAACAAGGAUAAACACAUCACCUUGAAGGAAUGGGGCCACUGCUUUGGAAUUAAAGAGGAAGACAUAGAUGAAAAUCUCCUCUUUUGAAUGAAGGUUUGAGAGAAUCGAAACUUUCCAUCGCCUCACUUGCUUUAACUGCUUCGGAAAUACAAGCAGCGGCUGAAACUAUACAUCAAUACGUAGCAAAACAUUUGUUUGCAUGUAGGAGAAGACAAUGGUAGUAACUGCUUCUUGGUAAUUGCUUCUCCAUAUGUAUAUGUAUUAGCCAGGCACUUAACAUUAAGUUAGGAAAUAAACUUUAAAAUUAAGUAGGGUCAAUGUCUGUAAAAGACUGUCCUGUCUGCAGACAGUUAGCGAUGGCAAUGUCACUCUGUGCAUCUGCAUUUAUAAUUGAUAGUUGUAAACUAUUAAAAAGCAAUGUUCAUAUUGCCCAUAACACCUUAUGCAUGCUAAGGAACUGCUCUUUUGAGAUUAACAUGCCUCCUUUUCAGUGUCAUGAUGUCCUAAUAAAAAGUCUAUAAAACCUCAAAUGUCUGCUCAAGAUUAUUUCCGGUUUUUAAAACAGUCAAAUGUAAAAGACCAGCCCAGGGCUUAUGUUAGAGAAUAAAACAGAACUGUACUUGUUUACGACUGGAAAUAAAAAGUGCUUUUAAA